GAAGUCUGUUUAAGGUAUGGCUAAAGGACUAUACAAUACAAGUUCACAUUGUGUUAGCACUACAGUAAUACAAAUCAUAGGGCUUUAACCUUGCGUGUGGCGAUAACUUCGAAAUUAAUUUCUUUCUUUUCCAAAAUUUAUAUUUACUCGGUGUGGGCAAUAUUUGUUUCGUUCAGCAUUCUUGUACUCGUUACAAGCCUUGAGUUUUCAUCGACUUAUUCGGUCUGGACAUUUGAGAAACUGCUUCAUCUUUUCACCCUUCGUGUUUUAGGAUGAACGAGUCUAACGCGAAUGACUUAUCCGGCGACGACGUGUCCAGAGACGCGAAAGAGAUUCAUUUUCGCAACGCAGCGCUGCCGCCGGAUUCCGGAGCACGAUUUAAAAAGAAACCUUCACGUAAAGAUGUUGUAAGGAGUUGGUGGUUUGCAUUAUCGCGUAGUGCCCCGGAAGGAAUAGGUGUUGCUGGACUGAAGUACAUCCUUGUGUCAAGGGAGCGUCGAAGCAGAAGGUUAUGGUGGUUGUUAAUCCUGUCUAUCGCUAUGGUGGGUUGCACAUUUCAAAUCAUCGAGAGGAUAAUGUACUUCUCCACAUUUCCCCUUUCAGUUGAUAGCAGCAUCAAUGACACAGAAACCGAGCUCGUAUUCCCAAAGGUUAUCAUCUGUAAUUCCAAUUCUUUCGUGAAAUCGAAAACACAGGCAUAUCCUGCGAUCGACAAGAUUUUGAGGAAUUACGAGAACAAAAACUACAACCUCGGUGAGAUUAUUCCACUAACACCUGAAGAUGUGGAGCAACUUCUUAGCUUCAAUACAACCGAAAUAUUCAAUGAACUAAAACACCAAAAAGAGGAUAUGUUUAUUAGGGCGGUGUUUGCUGGUGUACCUAUUAGCUUAGAGGAUAUUCAACCCGUUUUUACUUCAUUCGGCCGAUGCUAUCAGAUCAAUGACGGUCAGAAAGACAAACGACUUCUCAGAGCUCGUGCUGCCGGGAGAGCAUUUGGUCUGAGUCUGAUGCUAAACGUCGAGCAAGAAAAGUAUUAUUACAAUGUAUUCUUGAAAGAUGCCGCCGGUUUUAAUAUACACCUGUUAGACCAAGAGGAAGGCACGUACCCACAUGAUAUAGGAUUCCAAGUUGGGCCAGGUGCAUCAACUGCUGUAUCAAUUACUAAAAGCCUGCGUUACAAUGCGAGGCCACCAUACGGCGUUUGCGGAGAGAAAAAACUGCAAUUUUACGACAAAUACUCACGAAUAAAGUGUUUAGCUGAAUGCAUGACUGAUGCUGUUGUAUCUACAUGCGGGUGCAGGGCACCGGCUUUACCAGGCAAUGCCCCAGUAUGUGAUCUCAUCACCACGAAUACAUGUGCGAACGCUUUCUUCUUCAACGUGUGCGAUGCUAAAAAGGAAGGGUCUUGUAGCAAUGCUUUUUCCGAUCCAAGUUCACAAAAUGGAACGUUCAACAUGAAGAACUGUAACUGUCCUCUAAACUGUGAAGAGACCAAGUUCUCGGUGUCUUUAUCCACUGCUAAGUACCCAUCUAACUUCCGAACCAACCUCCUAGCCAAAUAUCAUAGAGAGGGCUUGCUGGACUAUCAUCACCAACAAUCUAAGAAUACAACUUUUAUUGAGCAUAAUAUUGCGGCUGUAGAUCUGUUUUUCGAGGACAUCAGUACAGUGAUUGUCAAACAGCAAGCAGCUUACACGAUUUUCGCAUUAUUAUCUGACAUAGGUGGCGCACUGGGCCUGUGGCUUGGCGGGAGUCUUUUGACGAUAUUUGAAAUACUGGAUCUCUGCGGGCACUCGUUCGUCUCGAAGAUAUAAUACAAUGAGAUUGAUCUCAAGUCAAGUUCAAUUCAACUCAGCGUGUUUAUGUUUUUUAAGUAAUUGCGGAGCUUUUACGCCGAGACGUUCGGAGAGUGUAAGAACAGAGAAAAUGUAUUGUUAAAUGCCCUUCAUGAACAAGAACAACCUAAAAGGCUUUGUCGAAAAUUCGUCAAUCAAAAACGCAGUUUUUCCCUUGAUUCUGGACAAACGACGUGUCUGCAAUCUUUCGUCAGCCCCGGAACUCGGGACGAAACUGCUGUUCCGGUUCAACAAUUAUCGACAAAGACCUCCAAGCUCUUUAUCGUCAUUUAAAGGGCAUUUAAUACAUUUACUACGUUUUUGAAUGCGUUGUGC
This is a messenger RNA of Lytechinus variegatus (green sea urchin), 2171 nucleotides long. Its product is annotated as acid-sensing ion channel 1B-like. Gene Ontology annotation, biological process: sodium ion transmembrane transport. Lineage: Eukaryota; Metazoa; Echinodermata; Echinoidea; Temnopleuroida; Toxopneustidae. The transcript is spliced from 11 exons. Bases 273 to 1814 code for a protein of 513 amino acids. Gene Ontology annotation, molecular function: ligand-gated sodium channel activity. The record is from RefSeq and is a predicted model, not a curated record. Gene Ontology annotation, cellular component: membrane.